Messenger RNA from Aplosporella prunicola CBS 121167, 901 nucleotides. RefSeq lists its product as uncharacterized. The transcript has a single exon. NCBI's taxonomy places the organism in Eukaryota, Fungi, Ascomycota, Dothideomycetes, Botryosphaeriales, Aplosporellaceae. The record is from RefSeq and is a predicted model, not a curated record. The coding region runs from base 191 to 700 and encodes 169 amino acids.
CACCCAGGUCGCAUCAGGCGCCCACCAGGCCCAAAGGCCGCUAGCGCAAGGGGAGCCCUUCGCCUCAAGCACGCUGCCCCAGGAAAUGGGACAGGACAGCACCGCGCGACUCUAGCCCGGCCGAGGCCAGGCCGCCCGCACACACACAGACGGUCAGGGUGGCAACUGGGAAAAGUAGCUAGUUCGUAGAAUGGCCAUCGCGUAUCGGGCUGGACAGUCCAAUGGCUUCAAUCUCCGAAACCCCACGGUCUCGCUGGGGGUUGACGUAACGCCCAAAAAUCGCGCGGCUGACCCGGCCCUGCUCCAGCGGCCGAACGCUGGCGGAACGCACGGCACCGACCAGGGUAGAAUCGCCGGGACGUCACUGGUGCAUGCUUGCCUGGCCUGGUGGUCCGUGGGCGCUGGAGCUGGGCCGCACCUGGGAAGGGCGUUUCUCCGGGGCCCAACACGCCCACACGCGACUGUCCUUAAGAAGGCUGCCGUCGCGCCAUCCAGAAAUUUUGCUCCUCGCUCUUGUUCGUCCCCUCGUCUCCAGAUCGAGCGUACAAGUGUGCUGCUGCGCCUGGCUCCUGUCGCAACCCCUCCCGCAGCGGCGGAUCCUCCCCUCCUCUCUGAUAUUCUUUCUCUCUUCCACCCUACGCAUCCAACUUGCGCCUCUACGAACCAUCAGAGACCCCUACCACUUAGUAUAAUACCUUAAUAUUCCCAUCACCAUGGGCAAGCACGGCAAAGACGUCGAGAAGGGCGACCCCGCCCAGGAGUCUCACCGCGACGAGUACGAGGGUCUGGACGAGUACGCUGCUCUCCAGAAGUUCAUCACCACCUACCGCGACCCCAAGGCCGCCCAUGGCGAGUCCACCGAGGCCGCCGGCGAGGGCGAGGGCAAGAAGAGGGGCUGCUG